GUGUUCUUUGAUCGAAAAUCGAGGUGUCUCUGCAGCAAAGAAGGUAGUGGUGUGAAUUUCUUGAGACGAAUCAGGAGUUCAUUGUUGUUUCAGUUGAACUUGACGGUGGUUCUCCAGAUCGAUUCACGGCGAUAAACCUUAUAGCUCCAUUGUUCAGCUGCUACGGCCAUGUCCGCUGACACUGUUCCUCCUCUCAUUGCUGCCCAUAUUAAUUACCUGCUCAACCACUUUCCCCUCCCUGUUAAGAUUGAGCACAUGUGGUCUGGCAGUAGACACUACCCUGGAAUUAUGGAUAGGUUCACCUUAGUCAUGCCUUACUGCCUUGAAUUCGUCAAAUGGGACAUCAUGUACAAUGCUGAAUCACCGUUUUCUGCUCCUGAUAUUAUGUUUGGACCAGAAGAUGAAAAUUUCCAUCCAUUCAGUAGCAAGGUUGAUGAAGGAGAAGGAGAUCAUAAUUCAUUACAGAACAGUUUACGUGACUGGAACAGCAAAGAUCCAUCUCGGCUCACUAGCCUCCUUCAAGAACUGAGGGAUCGAUAUGUGUCAUACCAAAGGAAACGUGUUGAAGGUGUUGAUGAUGAAAGAUUGAAGUUUGAACUUUGUACUAUGUUAUCAAGGGAGGGAAUUGAAAUGCAUUUGAGUUCAGGUGUUGAGAAGCCAGAGGAGGUCAAAUUUGCAGUGCCGCUGGUAGACAUUAAUAUUAAUAAGAUGAUACCCGGAUGCCCGUGGAGGCAUCCACAGAAGAUAUUCUUGCAGGUUUUAUAUCCGGUGGUGAGAAAAUAUGCAACUACUCCUUCUGCGCCACGUCUGAAGUUGGUUUCUACCUCUGAGCUGAAGGCUCUGUUAUCCAUCGAGGACAUCAAACUUCCUUCCUGGAUAGAUGGAAUGUGCAUGGCUGAAUAUCUUCCCCAUCUAGAAGAGAGUCUUGAGAAACAGGUUCUGGAGGCUGUUUCUUUGAUUGAUGUUAGGAGAGGCUUUAUAGAGGCAUUGGACAAUUUCUUUGGAAGGCCUUUAGAAGCUGACCCGGUGUUUUGUCGAACAGCUACAGUUAUCACUGCGUCUGGGGUGUUCACAUUCCUGGUCCACAUCCUCAUUUCAACCCAAUUUCCAAAGAAACAGCCUUCUCUGGUGCUGCAAAGUUCUCAGCAUUUCAACUCUCAAGGUGCACCCAUCAAGUCGCAGCUUAUUACCGACUAUCCUUGGAGUCCUAGAUGGGAGCCAUUGCAAAUGGCUGAGCGGAUUUUCGAGUUUCUUGCUGACGAGGCUUUGAGUUUCAAGAGGUACUGCAAUGAGGCUCAACUUCAAUGAUGAUGGUUCUAUGAAAACUCUGGUCAACGUGAGUCAAUAUUCCCACCAUACGUCAGUACAGUUUAUGUAUAGUAGCUGUUUGAGUAGAGUAGUGGUGUUCCUAAUUUUUGGUUUUUAGAUUGAUUUUGCCAUCCCCUUGGGGGUUUGUCUGCCUAGUGCUUCCUUGAUAAAGAUUACGUUGUAUUUGGAUCGAGAACUGAUGUGAGUUUUCAAUUUUAAGGAUCAUUGUAUUUGGUAAAGGAUUCGAUUCCAGAAACAUUGGACGAUCCUCAACGGGACUGGGCAUGGGCAUUGAUCUUGAACGACCGUGAUUUGGCAUUUUGUUUUAGUCAUAUUUCAUAGAGCCCAGUAACAAAUGAUCAAAUUGUUGAACAGAGGAAAAUGACCUCUCCAAUUCAUUGCUGCUUGAUUGAGACUGAGUUUUGAUUA
Messenger RNA from Cucumis melo (muskmelon), 1737 nucleotides. RefSeq lists its product as uncharacterized. The record is from RefSeq and is a predicted model, not a curated record. Bases 169 to 1308 code for a protein of 379 amino acids. Lineage: Eukaryota; Viridiplantae; Streptophyta; Magnoliopsida; Cucurbitales; Cucurbitaceae. The transcript is spliced from 13 exons. Gene Ontology annotation, biological process: double-strand break repair. Gene Ontology annotation, cellular component: BRCA1-A complex; BRISC complex.